This is a messenger RNA of Coregonus clupeaformis (lake whitefish), 2884 nucleotides long. RefSeq names its product N-acetylglutamate synthase, mitochondrial. Gene Ontology annotation, biological process: L-arginine biosynthetic process. The record is from RefSeq and is a predicted model, not a curated record. The transcript is spliced from 8 exons. The coding region runs from base 166 to 1734 and encodes 522 amino acids. Gene Ontology annotation, molecular function: arginine binding; L-glutamate N-acetyltransferase activity, acting on acetyl-CoA as donor. NCBI's taxonomy places the organism in Eukaryota, Metazoa, Chordata, Actinopteri, Salmoniformes, Salmonidae. Gene Ontology annotation, cellular component: mitochondrial matrix.
GUUGUCUACGCUAGUUAAAAUCCAAGCCCCCCUGGGCCUGCCUGAAACCUGUCUGUCUGUCAGUAAUAUUUUGAGGCGUGUUGGAGGGGAAAGAAGAGUGCACGAGGUGUAGAAGCAGUUUAGUUACUUAGCUAGUUAUUAAACUACCUGUAUUAGCCAGCAAACAUGGCUACAGUCAAUAGUGGUACCUCCAGUUACAGAGUCGUGAUAAUGGCUGGCAAAUACUUGACGAACCCCUCACCGCGGCUUGUCCCGAGCACAAGUCACUGGCGAAUGUUAAAACUUCAGCGCCGCUUGGCGAGUUCAAAGGCGGCCGGCCAGGGAGGCAAAACCCCGGCUUUGGCCCAGCAAGAGUUCCCUAACUCUUUCUCAGCCUCUGACCGCUACGUUCUGUCAAACCGCACAUUAAUUUAUCGGGAUGUGAAGGCUUUUCUCAAUGAAAUUGGUGGAGACCCUCGAGAGGCUCGGUACUGGUUGACCCAAUUUCAGAGAGCCAGUUUGGCACAAGCGCCAGCAUUUGCAGUGCUCGAGGUGGACAAAUCUGUAUUCGAGAGCCGAGAGAUGGUGCAGAGUCUGGCGUUUGGGCUCUCUUUCCUGCAGCGGAUGGACAUGAAGCCAGUGGUGGUGAUGGGACUGUCACGGCCUGAGGAUGACGACGCCCCAGACGGAUCUACUUCCAACUCCAGGGCCGAUAUUGUUCAGCAGUGCCAGACCCUAACAGAGGUCCUACAGCACCACUCAGCCAGUGUCAUACCGUUCUUCAGUGCAGAGGCCUUGCUGCUGGUGCAGGAUCCACCCCAAGGAAGCAGUGCAGGGUCCUCCAUUGCAGUGGACAAAGGCCUGCUCCAGUGGAGCCUGGACUGCGGGGCCAUCCCCCUGGUGUGCCCUGUGGGGCGGGACACCAUGGGCCGCUCGGUGGCCCUGGACUCAGUGGACGUCACGGCCGCCAUCUCCAAGAUCCUGCAGCCACUCAAAGUCAUGUUCCUCAACAGCUGGGGAGGCCUCCGCAACCAGAGUCACAAGGUGCUGGAUUUAGUGUCUCUGCCCGGUGAUCUUCCCGGCCUGUCGGGGGCACCAUGGCUGAGCUUGGCCGAGCGUCGGAGGGUGGGCACCAUCGCCCAGCUCCUGAACCAGCUGCCCUGCGAGUCCUCUGCAGUUAUCACCUCCGCCAACACGCUGCUCACCGAGCUGUUCAGCCACAAGGGUUCUGGUACCCUGUUCAAGAAUGGAGACCCCAUUCACAAGUACAGCACUCUGGAUGACAUAGACCUAGACCGCCUACUGGCCCUGAUAAACAAGUCGUUCGAGAAGAACCUGAGGGAGGAUUACAUUGAGUCACUCAAAGGACGCCUCCAUUCUAUCUACCUCUCUGAAGGGUACAGUGCGGCAGCCAUCAUCACCAGGGAGCCUGUGAGCAGUGGUACGCCCUACCUGGACAAGUUUGUGGUGAGCAGCAGCAAGCAGGGCGAGGGCACCAGCCAGAUCCUGUGGGAGUGCAUCAGACAGGACCUGGGCAAGCUCUUCUGGAGGUCCCGCGCCAUCAACCGCAUCAACCCCUGGUACUUCAAGCAUUGCGACGGAAGCUUCGUCAACGGCGGCUGGAUUGUCUUUUGGUUCGGCCUCUCAGACAUCAGGGAGUCCUACCAGCUCGUAGAGUACGCCAAACGCGUUCCAGACUCCUUCCACGGUCCGAUAAUGGGGGGGAGCCCCCCAGCAGCCACCCCAGGAUCCUGAAUGAACUCUCCCAACAUUCCUCCUCCAAGCCUAAAUAAAUGGUUGCAGAACACCAAGCUAAAAUAAGCAGUUCCUCCCAUUGACAAACUGUUUUGUGAUAAGUUUGGUGUGGUAUUACUUGACGUUUUGAGAGAUUGGUGGCUUGGAGCAGUAGGUCAUUGUUAGUUUUGAGUGCCAGGGAGCAUCUUGGGUUAGACGGCAGUGGUUAGAUUUGGAUCUGUCAGAAUUGCAGUCAGCCUGCCUUCAGCACGCUCUGGCUGCUGAAGGUUUGUUUUGUGGAAAAGGUUGUGAAUUUUGUCUGGAUUCAUCCCCCUCUCAUGUAGUUGAUUUCACUACUGUGCUUGGGCCAAAUACUAACAUUUCAAGCUGGUGCUUUAAGACUUAAGCCAAAGUUUACAUUUCAAAGGGUAUUUCUUCAGUGUAUAUCCAGCAUCUGGUCACUUUCAUGCUGGGUUAACCACAGUGGUCAUUGCCAGUAUAAUAUUUUUUAACACUUUUGUCUUAGCUCUACAAUGAAUGUGAAGUUUCCAUUUUGUAUGUUUUUUUUUGUUUUUUUUUACUUGAAUCUUAACAAGAAUUUCAAAUGGACUCUGAAUGCUGGUUUUUGAGUUACGGUAGUCCAUUCAAGGACUAAGGCAAUAUAAAGAAUGCAGCUAGCUUUUUACAUGGCUGAUCUCCAACUGUUAAAUGCACAAAAGAUUGCCAAUCAAAUUAGCUGACUUCAAAUGGGCAUGAUUUUAGUCAGUAAUUCAUUUCAUUUAUAGAUGAUUUCAUACAUUCUGGAGGUUUACAACAUGCAUAUUUUGAACAAUAGUUUAAAUGGAUAAAAAUGAUAUCAGCCAUUGUUCAACAAGUCAUUUUACAUGGAAUGAAAGUUUACAUUUUGACACGACAUACUGUGGAUUCUGUCUGGAAUUCUUUGAAUGCCUUAAAUUCACUGCAACAAUCCAAUGGAGCAUGGUGUCUGUUGGCGGGAAAACAAAGCUUUGUUAGUGUGUUUUGAAGAUUUGAGGUAGGAAAAACUAUUGCUAUGAUGCUUAGGUGGAUACCGUUUAAGACUGGUCAAGCUGCUCAGGUAGAUAUGGGGAAAAUAAAUGUUGCUAUUUGCAAUGCAUUAAAUUAUUCUGAAUUAAUAAAUUAUUGAAUCUUC